Drosophila subobscura is the source of this 1224-nucleotide messenger RNA. RefSeq lists its product as uncharacterized. Gene Ontology annotation, biological process: mitotic cell cycle; spindle organization; establishment of meiotic spindle localization. The transcript is spliced from 5 exons. The coding region runs from base 122 to 1198 and encodes 358 amino acids. Gene Ontology annotation, cellular component: spindle pole. Lineage: Eukaryota; Metazoa; Arthropoda; Insecta; Diptera; Drosophilidae. Gene Ontology annotation, molecular function: protein binding. The record is from RefSeq and is a predicted model, not a curated record.
CCUCUCAGUCGGGGUGUUCUCUACUCCGUACUCAGGCUUCUCCUUCCUAAUUAAUAUACAAUUUUCUUUACAUUGUAAACAAAGCAAGUGAACAAUCCCGAUUGCUUCUCGGAAAAUCAACAUGAGCUCAUAUAGAGUACAGCAAACACUUUCCAAGAGCGAAAUGGACUCCGAUGAUGCCGUGACGAUCAAAUCGCAAUUUUCCGAGCAAUCCAUACAUUCGUCAUUCUUUGGAAUCAGAACUGAAGUGUGGAUUACGCCUCAGAAACGCGUUUUCCAGCUGUUGCUCGAUUACAAACAGUUCAAGUCAGCACGGACCAUUCAGCGGCAUGUGCGGGGAUGGCUCUGCCGUCUGCAGGUGGCCAAGAGAGCGGCGGCAGUCACCACCAUCAGCAGGUGGUGGCGUGGCUUCAGUGUACGUAAGAGCUACUACUCCCUGAUUGAGCAGAGAUUGCAGUCGAAGAUGUUGGCCCACUAUCACGAGCAGGCAACCAGGAUCCAGACGCUGUACCGAGGCUGGCGCACACGUCAGUUCGUGCAGGACUUCAAUGGCCUGCAGCUACUUCAGCUGCAGUUCGCCGAAGAUCUGAUCAGCUGCCUAGCACGACAUUUGCGGCAUCUGAAGCAUACCAAUCAGCUGCCAGGGGUUUAUUCAAUGCGCGAGCACGGAUGCCUCAGCAUGAUUGAGGAUCUGGCUCGCACUUUCAGCUACCGUUUCCACAACGGCCAGGUGCGGGCUUCAAUCGCCAAACGACGCUCAUACCUCGAGGACAUGCGGCGGGACUUCAUUAGGUCUGAGCAGUAUACAAUAACGCCCUAUCCAGGUCAUGGUGCUGUGCUGGGAGAGUGCACUGUACACGUGGAAAUCAAUGAGCCGGGCUUCUCCAAAGAAACCGAUAUUCGCGUGCAACGCCUCAUUCUGAUGUUUGAGAAGUCCAAGCGGGAUCCAGAAGUUUCCCGAAUUCAGGCAUCGCUGGCCUCCAAACUCCGUCGAGAUAUCGAGUCCUCUCUGAAGGCGCAGAAGGAGGAGAAGAUGAAGAAGUUCUGCAAUCAUGUCUUCCAUCGCAUAGCACCCGAACUGAAGACCAAAGAUAAUCGCCAUGGCAUCAAAGUGUAUCUCGAGGAAUUGUUGUACAACGCUGAGGAACCGAAUUGCCAUUGCAAGCCAAAGUUGGUAGAUAAUUCGUUGUGCCAUUAGCUGGCACUUACACAUACACACACACC